CUGUGGGAAAUGUUUACUCUGAUAUUUGAUUCGGCAAAAAGUCCACCGAUCCUCUUUUGGUAUAAAACAAGACAGUUGCUUGUGUACUGUCACCUAUUUGCUAUCCAAUCUGGUGCACCAUGGGUAUUCUGUUGCUUUUAACUCUGUUUGCCGUGGCAGCGAGCGGUGAACUAGUACGGUACGAUAACUAUCGUCUCUACCGUAUUGAAAUAGCUACACCGUCGCAGCUUAAAUCAUUGCAGCAACUAGACCUCUUUCCGGAUGGGUUCAUCUUCUUGGAUCCGCCUAUGCAUGUGCGUCGGAAUGUAAGCCUUCUUGUGCCACCAAACAAGCUAGCGGAUUACGAACAGCUGGUGCAGGCACUAGAGCUGCGUUCGGAAUCGGUAUCGGAUAACUUUCAAGCCAUUCUUGAUGCAGAAAAUCCUCCAAGAAAACAUCGAAGCCAAGCGGCGGAUGGAUUUGGCUGGGAUGAGUAUCAAACACUCGAGGAUAUCUAUCUAUGGCUCGACAGUCUAGUCGCUCAAUAUCCCUCAAUACUAUCCAUACAAAGUAUCGGCAGGACUUAUGAGGGACGUGAUAUGCAGCUCGUUAAGCUGUCGCACCAGCCCGGUAAUCCUGGGAUUUUUAUCGAGGCAAACAUUCAUGCACGCGAAUGGAUCACUUCAGCUACCGCCACGUGGUUGUUGAAUGAACUGCUCACAUCGCAGGAUCCGGUUGUACAGGAUCUGGCGAGCAAUUACGACUGGUACAUCCUGCCGAUCGCCAAUCCCGAUGGUUUCCACUACACCAAAACAACCAACCGAUUGUGGCGCAAAAACCGUAAGCCACAAAAUCUGCUCUGUGCGGGAGCGGAUCUGAAUCGGAAUUUCCCGUACCACUGGAUGGAGGGUGGAGCGUCACAGGUACCGUGCAACGAUAUCUACGCUGGUCCGCAACCUGCCUCAGAGAUUGAGACCCAAAACACCAUCGCAUUCUACGAGACGAUCGUUGACAAAAUCGAGCUGCACCUGCAGUUCCAUUCCUACGGCCAGUACAUACUGCUCCCGUACGGUUACCAAGAUGCCGACUAUCCGGAUAACUACAGCGACCAGAUGGCUAUUGCGAGAGCGGCCGCAACCGGAUUUGCAGCUCGCUACAACACCCAAUACACGUUCGGUACUAUCGCGGACGUUCUGUAUGUCGAUUCCGGCUCUACAACCGAUUGGACUCAUGGUUAUCACAAAACUCCGCUUUCAAUGUGUUUCGAGUUCCGCGAUAAUGGCCCAUACGGAUUCGUACUGCCGGCUGAUCAGAUAAUACCCAACUCGGAGGAAACACUGGACGCUCUGAUAGCAAUGGUGGCCGAAGCGAAAACAAUGGGAUACUUGCAACGCCAGCAGCAGUGAGCAUCCCAUGCCUAGGCCUCAAUCAAUCACCAUAUUAUCAUUGCUCGAACAAGCAAACAAGAUAAUGCCGGAUGGACCAUGCGUUUCUGAAGAUCAAGCUUAAAAGCUUGAAAACAAUUGAAACGUGAUAAGGAUCAAUAAAACCUGCGAGAGACUUCGUUAAGAUUCUCUCUACUCACAGG
Messenger RNA from Anopheles aquasalis, 1567 nucleotides. Its product is annotated as zinc carboxypeptidase-like. Gene Ontology annotation, molecular function: zinc ion binding; metallocarboxypeptidase activity. Lineage: Eukaryota; Metazoa; Arthropoda; Insecta; Diptera; Culicidae. The record is from RefSeq and is a predicted model, not a curated record. Gene Ontology annotation, biological process: proteolysis.